GCUUCGAGUAGAAGCAGAAGAAACUCAAGAAAGCAUCAAGAAAGCACCUAAGCAGAAAGGGAAGUCUAGAAGCAGAGAUAAAUGAUAGGCAGAUAAAGAAUUGCAAAUAAAUAGAAGCAGAUAAAUAAUACUCCGUAGCCUGGAAUUGGAAGGGAGUUGCGACUAGAAUUGGGAGUCGCGACAGAAGCAGAGUUGCGAUUGGGAGUCGCGAAAUUCAAAGUCGCGAUUGGAUUGGGAUUUUGAAGCGACGCUGCAUUCAAUCGUCGAUCUAUUGCGAUCGUACGAUUUCUCGAUCCGGAACGACGAUCCGACCGAGCCUAUUGACCAUCGCGAUUCUGGAGGCGAGUCAGAUCGGGAAGUUGCUGGCGAUCCCUGGACUCGUAGAAUCGUACAAGUGAGGAAGAAUGACUGGCACAGACUUGGUGGUGAUUCAACCUCCUGAUCUCAAGUUCACAUUCGACUUGCUAAAACAAAGAUCAUGUUCUGUUUACUUGACCAACAUCACAGGACUAGAGAUUUCUCUUUGUGGGAACCUUCUUCAUCCUGGAAUGGGGUCUGGUUUGGCUGUAGAAGUAUUUGAUGCAAAUCGCAUAUCUGAAAUGGAAUUUAAAAACUCUGCANAAUUAUUAAAAAUGAAAAUUUGGUUGUGAGGGUCCAUGGGAAGUACUUGUCAUGGGAGAAAGCUGUUCCGUUUGUACUGGGGAUGUCUGCUUAUGAAUUUCCCUUUGAAAUUGAAGGAUCUAUGGUCUGAUGUUCUUGGUCGGUUCAUGCCUUUGGUCGGGAAGGAUUGGACUCAUUCUGGAAUUGCAAGACUUUUUUCGGAAAUAAAGGCAACGCAAGGCAUCCUUGACAAGGGACAUCAAGGGUCAUAAUAAAUUAUCGCUCCCUGCAUGAGGUGGAAAGGAGGUUGGCCAAGGCCAAGUUGUUUAAAGUUCUUGUGGCAGGGAAAAAUAAUCAGAACUUACAGACCUCCAUUUUUCUGUGAAUAUCUUUUUCAAAGCCAAGCUCCAGCUUUUGUAAAGCCAAGCAACACUUCCUUCCCAAGGGAAAUCACGACUAAUCCAAAAUUAAUCUGACCCUGCAUCAGAGAUUUGUUUCAAUAUCAAACAAGACGGGAAAGAGAUACAUCAACUCCAGCUUUUGUAAAGCCAAGCAACACUUCCUUCCCAAGGGAAAUCACGACUAAUCCGAAAUUAAUCUGAACCUGCAUA
Cuscuta campestris is the source of this 1211-nucleotide messenger RNA. The record is from the annotation of a GenBank genome assembly. NCBI's taxonomy places the organism in Eukaryota, Viridiplantae, Streptophyta, Magnoliopsida, Solanales, Convolvulaceae.